Prunus persica (peach) is the source of this 3010-nucleotide messenger RNA. Its product is annotated as DNA repair helicase XPB1. Gene Ontology annotation, cellular component: transcription factor TFIIH holo complex; transcription preinitiation complex; nucleotide-excision repair factor 3 complex. NCBI's taxonomy places the organism in Eukaryota, Viridiplantae, Streptophyta, Magnoliopsida, Rosales, Rosaceae. Gene Ontology annotation, biological process: nucleotide-excision repair; transcription initiation at RNA polymerase II promoter. The transcript is spliced from 20 exons. The coding region runs from base 140 to 2440 and encodes 766 amino acids. Gene Ontology annotation, molecular function: ATP binding; 3'-5' DNA helicase activity; hydrolase activity. The record is from RefSeq and is a predicted model, not a curated record.
UAUAAAUACAACAUAACCGGAGCUCUGAGCAUUCCGAUCUCCCUCAAAGCGAACACAGAGGAAAAAGAAAAGCGAAGGAAAAUAAAAUUAAUCAGACUUGAAAUUCACCCUAAUUCAGUUUUCAGUGGCAAAAACAACAAUGGGGCACGGUGAUAAAGGCCGACCCAGUAAAAAGCUCAAAUUUUCUGCCAAGGAAAUCACACACCUGGAUGACGAAGACGCAUAUUUCGGUGGCGAAGAUAUCGACGAAGAUGUUCGAGAUGGUGAAGGGAAAAAGAGGGACUUUACCAAGUUAGAAUUGAAACCGGACCACAUCAAUCGGCCUUUAUGGGCUUGCGCUGAUGGCCGAAUUUUCCUCGAAACUUUCUCACCUUUGUACAAACAAGCAUAUGAUUUUCUCAUUGCCAUUGCAGAACCCGUUUGCAGGCCAGAAUCGAUGCAUGAGUACAAUUUGACCCCGCACUCGUUGUAUGCCGCUGUGUCAGUUGGUCUUGAAACGGAAACCAUCAUUUCUGUUUUGAAUAAGUUGUCAAAGACCAAGCUUCCCAAAGAAAUGAUUGAUUUCAUACAUGGUUCUACUGCCAAUUACGGCAAAGUGAAGCUUGUGCUUAAGAAGAAUCGGUACCUUGUCGAAUCCCCAUUCCCAGAGGUAUUGAAGACAUUGCUUAAGGACGAAGUUAUAUCUAAAUCAAGGAUUAUCUCUGAGGGUUCUCGUGGAAGUGAUGGAUUUACGAUUAGCAAAACAAUGGGUGAAAUUGGAGCUGGUCCCAGUGAUUUGCUAAAUGAAGCAGAAUUGGCAGCUGCGGCUGAAGAAAAAGAAACUCAUGCAUUUGAAGUCGAUCCUACACAGGUUGAAAAUGUUAAGGAACGUUGCCUGCCUAAUGCUUUGAAUUAUCCCAUGUUGGAGGAGUAUGACUUCAGAAAUGAUACUGUUAACCCUGAUCUUGAUAUGGAACUGAAGCCUCAAGCGCAACCACGACCAUAUCAGGAGAAGAGCUUGAGUAAAAUGUUUGGGAACGGGAGAGCAAGAUCUGGAAUUAUUGUGCUACCCUGUGGUGCCGGAAAAUCUCUAGUUGGUGUUUCUGCAGCUUCCCGAAUAAGAAAGAGCUGCCUUUGUUUAGCAACAAAUGCUGUUUCUGUUGAUCAGUGGGCUUUUCAGUUCAAGUUGUGGUCUACCAUCCGUGAUGAGCAAAUUUGUCGUUUCACAUCUGAUAGUAAAGAAAGGUUCCGUGGAAAUGCCGGGGUGGUUGUGACAACAUAUAACAUGGUUGCCUUUGGUGGCAAGAGGUCGGAAGAAUCUGAAAAGAUUAUUGAAGAAAUAAGAAAUAGAGAAUGGGGAUUGCUUCUCAUGGAUGAGGUACACGUUGUUCCUGCUCAAAUGUUUCGAAAGGUCAUUAGCCUUACUAAGUCUCACUGCAAGCUGGGUCUCACUGCCACACUUGUGAGAGAGGAUGAGAGGAUCACAGAUCUGAACUUCCUUAUUGGUCCAAAAUUGUAUGAAGCAAACUGGUUGGAUUUGGUAAAAGGUGGAUUUAUUGCAAAUGUACAGUGCGCUGAAGUAUGGUGUCCAAUGACAAAAGAGUUCUUUGCGCAAUAUUUGAAGAAAGAGAACUCCAAGAAAAAGCAGGCACUUUAUGUGAUGAACCCAAAUAAGUUCAGGGCAUGCGAGUUUCUUAUUCGGUUUCAUGAACAGCAACGUGGCGACAAAAUUAUUGUCUUUGCUGACAAUCUUUUUGCUCUCGUGGAAUAUGCAAUGAAACUUCGGAAACCUAUGAUCUAUGGUGCCACCAGCCAUGUUGAGAGGACAAAAAUCCUAGAAGCUUUCAAAACAAGUCGGGAUGUAAACACUAUAUUUUUGUCUAAGGUAGGUGAUAAUUCCAUAGACAUUCCGGAGGCAAAUGUGAUAAUUCAGAUAUCAUCACAUGCUGGUUCAAGGCGUCAAGAAGCGCAGCGUCUUGGUCGUAUUCUAAGGGCAAAGGGUAAACUUCAGGAUCGGAUGGCAGGGGGUAAAGAGGAGUACAAUGCAUUCUUUUAUUCCCUCGUGUCAAUGGAUACACAGGAGAUGUACUAUUCGACUAAACGACAGCAGUUUUUGAUUGACCAAGGUUAUAGUUUCAAGGUUAUUACAGGCUUGCCCCCACCUGAUUCUGGUCCUGAGUUGAACUACCACAGUCUUGAUGACCAACUGGCACUACUCACAAAGGUGUUGAGUGCUGGUGAUGAGGCAGUUGGCUUAGAGCAACUAGAAGAAGAUGCUGAUGACAUUGCCCUUCAUAAAGCCCGUCGGUUUGGUGGAUCCAUGAGUGCUAUGUCAGGUGCAAAUGGGAUGGUUUACAUGGAAUACAGUACUGGGAGACACAAACUUGGCAAAGGCCAGAUGAAGAGUAAGCCCAAGGAUCCGGCCAAGCGACAUCAUUUGUUUAAAAGACGGUUUGGGUGAGAACAGAACAAAUAGAGGAAUGAAGAUAAACAAAAUCUGAGGCUGAUGCUUCUAUUCUUACAAAUAUUAUGAGCUGGAAUUCUGUAUAAAAUUCAGAUUUGCAGCUAUACACAUAAAACGCUGGUGUUGUACAUACUUUGAUGUUGGUGAUGAACAAUCCAUGAUCCAGUUCUUUUAAUUCUUGCACUAACUGAAAGAAAAUCCUUCGGGGAAUUUGUAUCGAUAAGAAAAAUCCACCUGAGUGGUGGAAUGUGCUUGUACUCCGGCUUUAUAUGGAGAUUCUCUGCCGAAGAAGAUGGAUAAGCUUAACGAUAUGCUCACACACUUUUACAGCUCCUGUAAGAAUUUUUGAGAAACAAGUUCUGGUACUAAUUCGGAAGGGAAUUUGUAGGCCCAAAAAUAUGAGAGAAACAAGUUGCAUCUCUUUUGAAACGGCGACGUUGGCUCAUUUCUUUUAUGUUGAAGUACAAAAAAUGAAAAACUGCAACUAGGGGAGAAAUCGUUUUACCAUUUUCCUCUUUCGUGUACAGAGCUAUGUUAUCACAAAAUUGAUGAGAAAAUUAUGUAGUA